UUUCCCCUCUCAGGCGCCCCAUGGCCGAUCCCAUCCCGGUUCCCGUGGCAAUCCUGCGCCUCCCGCGGGGCCCCGACAGCUCCGGCAGCCGCGGCUUCUCCCGGGAGCACCGGGGCCGCUCCCGGCAGGAUGGCCCGGAGGGUGCCCCGGAGGGUGCCCCGGAGGAUUCCCGGUGCCCGGCGGCGCUGCAGCGCGCCCGGGCGUUGCUGCGGGAGCGCUUCCUGCGCCUGCUGGGCCGGGCCCGGGGCCGGCGGGCGCGGUUCCGCCUCUGCACCGGGCUCCGUCUGCUCGGGGACUUCGGGGCCGCCG
Passer montanus (Eurasian tree sparrow) is the source of this 309-nucleotide messenger RNA. It is a transcript of the gene GEMIN7, whose product is annotated as gem nuclear organelle associated protein 7. Gene Ontology annotation, cellular component: SMN-Sm protein complex. The transcript has a single exon. The annotation marks the transcript as partial. The record is from RefSeq and is a predicted model, not a curated record. Gene Ontology annotation, biological process: spliceosomal snRNP assembly. Lineage: Eukaryota; Metazoa; Chordata; Aves; Passeriformes; Passeridae.